GAGUACGGAGUAGUGGCCAUUGGUUGGGAGGAGUACGGAGUAGUGGCCAUUGGUUGGGAGGAGUACGGAGUAGUGGCCAUUGGUUGGGAGGAGUACGGAGUAGUGGCCAUUGGUUGGGAGGAGUACGGAGUAGUGGCCAUUGGUUGGGAGGAGUAUGGAGUAGUGGCCAUUGGUUUUAGCAGUUAGUAGAUCAUUAGUGAGUUUUAGUAGGGCGGUGUCAGUGGAGUGUAGCGAUGAGGUGGGAGAUCAGGCGAUUGUAGACUAAGUGUUCUAGGAGUUUAGAGGUAAAUGGCAGCAGGGAGAUGGGUCUUAAGUUGUUCAGGUUGGUGGGG
Molecule: messenger RNA, 332 nt
Organism: Staurois parvus
Lineage: Eukaryota; Metazoa; Chordata; Amphibia; Anura; Ranidae
Source: the annotation of a GenBank genome assembly